UAUUACGAUUAUCAGCAGCGCCUCCAGACGUUGUAUCAGCGUGAUGACGCACUAUAUUUAAAUGUUUCACAUGCUGAUGCGGCAAAAGCAAUAACCAAAGCAACGGAUCGGAAGCGAAAUAUUGACAGCAUUUUGGCAAAAAUAACUUUCGCAACAAACUUUGUACUACUGAUUGCGAACGGAGCCGCUUCUGUGCUGUCUGGGUCACUUUCUGUUAUCAGCACAUUUCUUGAUUCUGUGGUGGACUGUGUCAGUGGUGUGCUAAUUUAUAUCAGUACGUGGGCAAUCAGCAACACGGACACGUUCAAUUAUCCUCGAGGGAGAGCACGUCUGGAGCUGAUUGUUGCCAUCAUCUGCUCUGUCAUCAUGGGCGUCGCCAACAUUAUGAUGAUCGUUCAGUCAGUUGAAUCAAUUAUCAAUAAAAGUGUGAGAUAA
Gongylonema pulchrum is the source of this 435-nucleotide messenger RNA. Lineage: Eukaryota; Metazoa; Nematoda; Chromadorea; Rhabditida; Gongylonematidae. The record is from the annotation of a GenBank genome assembly.